This is a messenger RNA of Salvia miltiorrhiza (redroot sage), 1024 nucleotides long. RefSeq lists its product as uncharacterized. The transcript is spliced from 2 exons. Lineage: Eukaryota; Viridiplantae; Streptophyta; Magnoliopsida; Lamiales; Lamiaceae. Gene Ontology annotation, molecular function: protein dimerization activity. The record is from RefSeq and is a predicted model, not a curated record. The coding region runs from base 45 to 827 and encodes 260 amino acids.
AUAAGGUUGAUUACAUACUUUCUUUUACGGCUCCUAUAUAUGACAUGCUUCGAGCAUGUGACACCGAUAAGCCGUGUCUUCACUUGGUCUACGACUUGUGGGAUACAAUGAUAGAAAAAGUGAAGGCUGCAAUAUACAAGCAUGAAAGAAUCCAAGCUCAAGAUUCAUCUCCUUUCUAUGAAGUGGUCCAUACCAUCUUGGUAAGUCGAUGGAACAAAAACAACACCCCUCUCCACUGUUUGGCCCAUUCCCUAAAUCCAAGAUAUUAUAGUGAUCAGUGGCUUUCAGAAGACACCUCUCGAGUCCCUCCACAUAGGGAUAAUGAAGUUGCAAAGGAGAGGCAGAAAUGUUUGAAGAAGUACUUUCCAGAUAUUGCUCAAAGAAUGAUUGUGAUAAGGGAGUUUGCUAACUUUUCUAGCAUGGCAGAUGAUUUUGCUGAUUCUGACUCAAUUGAGCAACGCUACGAGUUGGACCCUAAGAGUUGGUGGGUGACAUAUGGUCCAAGUGCUCCGAUACUUCAAAGUUUAGCUUUGAAACUCCUUGUCCAACCUUCAUCUUCUUCAUGUGCCGAAAGGAAUUGGAGCACAUACUCUUUCAUUCACUCGUUAAGAAGGAACAAAUUGGCUCCCCAACGUGCUGAAGAUUUGGUUUACAUUCAUAGCAAUCUUCGUUUGCUAUCUAGAAGAACUCUUGAAUACUCUAAAGGAGAGACAAAGUUGUGGGAUAUUGGAGGAGACAACUUUGGUACACUUCAGGAUGUUGGAGAUCUAGAGAUUGCGGAGUUAUCACUUGAUGAGCCGGAGUUAGAGAGUGUUGUGUUCACUUAAGAGGGCAGUGGUGAUAUACCAGAUGGGGAAGAGGAUGAGGAUGAGGAAGCUUUCAUGACUUAGUAGCUUGUUAGUUGUUAGUGUGUAUUGAAUUGGAACUGACUUUAUUUAGUAAUAUUUGUGUGUUUUAUUUGGAUUUGUGAACUAACUUCUAAGUUUUAACUUAGAAUUAAGUAGUUAUUUGCUCUAUUUGGUUA